AUGUCAAUGAAAACUCUUCCCCUGGUUUUCAUUAACCUUGGAGGGGAGAUGCUUUCCAUACUGGACCAUCCCCUGCAAGCUCACAGCACUUCUGAGGGCAAGUCUGAAAAAGUGAUGAAUGACAUUGUCGGGAACAUGUUCAGUGAAGCCUUCAUGGAUGAACUUUUGAAACCUCAGCUGCUGUAUUCACACAGGACAAUCAAAGUCGAACUAACUCGCUUGGCGAUCAUGAAGCUGAAGACGGUCAGCAUGGAGAAGCUCUACGAGCUGAUGAUCAUGGCCUUCAAGUAUCAUGUCUUCCACUGUCCGCGCCCUAAGGACCUGCUGCUCAUCUCAUACAAUCACAUCGACACCAUCAGGGAAUUUGUGAAAGACACUCCUGCCGUUGUGAACAAAGUGGAUGAAACUCAUAGGAAGAUCAUUGAGCUUCAAGUGGAGCUGGAUGAACAUUCAGCAACUCAGCUGGCUCAAAUCGCCGCCCUUUUUGCAGAACAAGAGGAGAUGCCAGAUGAUGUGAACAGUAACAAAGAAGAUGACUUGCUGGCCAUGAUGGAUGACCUCUGA
Phyllopteryx taeniolatus (common seadragon) is the source of this 564-nucleotide messenger RNA. Its product is annotated as protein OSCP1-like. Gene Ontology annotation, cellular component: cytoplasm; plasma membrane. The transcript has 5 exons. NCBI's taxonomy places the organism in Eukaryota, Metazoa, Chordata, Actinopteri, Syngnathiformes, Syngnathidae. Bases 1 to 564 code for a protein of 187 amino acids. Gene Ontology annotation, biological process: transport. The record is from RefSeq and is a predicted model, not a curated record.